CGCCUCUAUCCAGAUCUGCCGUGCCGGAACGCGACCCCGAGUCAUCGCGCGUCCGCGCGUCGCCACUGCUGCAAUCCGACACCAGAAGCCGCCUCUCCCGCGCCUGAGCGACCUGCAGCACCCAACGUCCCCCUCUCCUCUGCUGCUCGUGCCGCGUAACCAACAGGGUUACCCCUCGCCCGCGAGCUCGCACCGCCGCCCGGCCGUGCCGAUCCGCGACGAUCUGACGCCUCCGCGUUGCUGCUUCUGGCCACGUCUCCGCCAGCCACUGCCGUGCACCAUCGCCGACCUGCAGCUUCUACCCGAGCCCUCUGCCGCCAGCCUCCGCCUUCGAUCGACGCAGUUGCAGCCCAACGCCAGAAGCAGCAGCUCCCUGCUCCGUCGUACCUCAGUCCCUGUUCUGCCUCGCCGUUCCCGUUCCACCCCAGCCGCGACGCAGCCUCUGCCGGACCGACGCCUGCUGCCCUGCCUCCUGCACCAGCGCCGACGCCCGAGCUCUAUCGCCGGGACUGCCGUCGCACCUCCCCGCCGCCGGUCUCCUCGCACACCGUGCCAGCGCUAGCCCGCCGAGCCGGUCCGCCUGCACGCCGGCUGCCGCCCUUCGCCGGAGCUCCGAACGCCGGCAGCUCCACCGCCCUUGGCCGCGCACCACCACAGCUGCCGAGCCUUGUUUGGAAAAAAAAAGAAAAAAUCAAAUUAGCUAGAUUACUUGCACAGCUUGGGAUCAAUGGAAGGAGAGCUAUCUAUAGAAGUGGAGGAUGGUGGAAUGAACAACUUGAUCGAAAACUGGAGAGGUCGACGGGAGAUAAUGAAUAAUGCAUUGGCGGCUUCCGCGGGGGGACAAGAUCCGGCAAAAGCUUACGAAUAUGCUCGAAAACUGGCACGUGUCAUCGAAGGCGGCAAGGUUGACGAGUUCCUUUCCAUGAUCAAUGUAAAUGAUCCAUUGUUGCGGGACAUCGAUUGGUCUGCCGUUUUAAAUUCCCGAUUGGAAUGGAAAGGAUCACUGCUCCACAGGGCAGCAGCAACCGAGAACGACGACAUCCUAAGGCUUCUGGUUGAUUAUGUUGGUGACCACCUCAUAACCGCCCAAGAUGAUCGGGGAAAUACCCCACUCCACUGGGUCGCUUGGUUGCCGGGAUCUACUGGAGCUGCAGAGAUGUUGAUUCACCGGGCAAGAGGCCUCCCCAACGUCGAGGACAAGAACCUCCUAUUGAGGAUGAAGAACAAAUGGGGAAACACCGCUUUGCACAUAGCCGUGCACGAAGGUCACGCCAACUUGGUGCGCUAUUUGUUGAGCGAAGAUUUGGAGCCCGUGUACUGGAAGAACGCGAGUGAGAAAUCUCCCCUGUACCUAGCCCUCGAGACUUACGACUCCGCUGUACAUGAGGCUUUAUUUUCACACUCGUUGGAACCAUCAAGGAUAGAAGGCUUGCCGUCCAUUCAUGGUGCCAUUAUACGUUCACGACACGAUUUAUUCGACCUGAUGCUCAAGAAAAACAUGGAGCUAUUUGCAAUGACCGACUCCAACGGGGGCAAUGUAUUCCACUUAGCAGCUCACCUGAAUCACGCCUGGGUAUUCGAAUUCUUACGACCAGAAACUGAAUAUUUGACCCGAGAACCGGACAUGAAUGGAGAUCUCCCCAUUCAUAUUGCAAGCAAGAUGGGUUAUGUUGAACAUAUUGAGAAGCUAAGGGAAGUAUCACUUUUGCCAAAUGGGCAAGGGAAAAACAUUCUUCAUAUUGCCGCAAAAUAUGGUAGAGUCUCCGUAGUGAGAUAUAUACUCAGCCAUCCAAUUCUAGGGAAGAAUCCAAUUCUAGGGAAGAUGUUAAAUGCAACAGAUGAUGAUGGAAAUACAGCUUUGCACUUGGCUGCGAUGCAUUCACAGCCCGCUGCUUUGAUUGAUCUUUUGCGGACUGACGGAAUUCUACCAAGCAUUUUCAACAAUGAAUGCUUGCUUGCUGUUGACAUUGCUCGACGACGACACCAGGCAGAGGGGUAUAACAUUCGGCAUCAAUUGGCAUACCUGGCGUUGGCUUGCUCGCUCGCGGGAAAAGGUCCACUUGGAAACCAAGAGUUACUCCUACUUAGAGCGAAAGCUCGAGAUGAAGAGUUAUCAGUAGUCCGCUCGCGCAAAAGCAUGCCGAGCAGGGACAUCGUCAAGGAUUACAUCAAUUCCCGCAUGGUGGUGGCAACGCUUGUGGCCACAGUGAGUUUUGCAGCUGGUUUUGCAGUUCCUGGAGGAUUUAACGGCUCGGACACAGCCUCCAAAGAUGAGCGGGGCAUGGCUACGAUGCUGGACAAUCGAAUGUUCCAGGCUUUCGCGAUUUGCAACACCAUCGCGAUGUUCUGCUCAAUGACUGUGGUCGUCAACCUCAUCUGGGCGCAGACAGUUGAUGUCGACGUUUUAGUCGCUGCAUUCGAGCGCACAACGCUACCACUACAAAUUGCACUCCCGGCGAUGUCCACCGCUUUCUUAACUGGUGUCACCUUGACCGCUGGCAAACUCCCAUGGCUUGCUAACACCAUAUUUUAUUUGGGACUCGUUUUCCUCCUCAUUAUCUCAUUUGCUAAAUUGUUAGGGGGGCCUAUCUUCUUUGAAAUCUUCGGUCAUCCUCUCCGUCGACUAACAUUCUGGCUUAUUCUCGCUUACAUUUAUUUGGGGAGAGUUGAGACGUACAUUUAUGACGACGAUGACGCGAAAGAUAACAGAAGGGAGAAGAAGACCUUCGCUAGUCCGCCUGUGGAUGUUGCCGGUGAAUCGAGGACCGAUGACUGGGCGAAAGCAAAAUGUGAGGAUGCGUUACAUCCUCCAAGUCGCUGAUUUGAAUUGAUCAUUCCAUAUUAUCUGUAAUAUGUAUGUAGUAAUAAUAUAUGUUUUCCUUGGUGAGUGGGACUCACUAUACGGUUGCUUUCCUUUAUGUCAGAUCAAACGUGAUUGUUAAUGAAUGUAAGCUAAACCAUGUGUUUCUCUCAUAACUUAACUUAUUAGAAUUGUUGGAUAUAAUUCCAUCAAAUUUCAUAUGUUAUUAAAGCAGAGGUUCUAAGUUCAAACA
Molecule: messenger RNA, 3053 nt
Organism: Eucalyptus grandis
Lineage: Eukaryota; Viridiplantae; Streptophyta; Magnoliopsida; Myrtales; Myrtaceae
Product: protein ACCELERATED CELL DEATH 6
Exons: 4
Coding region: 728-2821 (697 amino acids)
Cellular component (GO): plasma membrane
Molecular function (GO): protein phosphatase regulator activity; protein phosphatase 1 binding
Source: RefSeq, a predicted model, not a curated record